AUGGGCGGUGCCGCGAGUUUGGUCCAGGAGGUGGGUACCGGCUUCAGUGAGACGAUCAUGGCAGCUCGAACCGGUCAGAGUAUCCUGAAGAAGGUGGUCUCGGCCUCAGGAUGUGGUCCAAAGUCGCCGGCAGCAGCGGGACCCCCGGUUUCGGCGCAGGGGCCUACGCGGAACGUCAGAUACUUAGCUUCCUGUGGUAUACUGAUGAGCAGAAAUCUUCUACUACAUACAUCAGUUUUGCCCAAGGAAAUAUAUGCAAGAACUUUCUUCAAAAUUGCUGCACCGUUAAUAAACAAGAGAAAAGAGUAUUCAGAGAGGAGAAUUAUAGGAUACUCUAUGCAGGAAAUGUAUGAUGUUGUAGCAGGAAUGGAAGAUUACAAGCAUUUUGUUCCAUGGUGUCAAAAAUCCAAUAUAAUAUCAAGGAGAUCCGGAUACUGCAAAACACAAUUAGAAAUUGGGUUUCCACCUGUAUUGGAGCGCUAUACAUCUGUAGUAACCAUGGUGAAACCACAUUUAGUAAAGGCAUCCUGCACUGAUGGGAAGCUUUUCAAUCACUUGGAGACUGUUUGGCGUUUCAGCCCAGGUCUGCCUGGCUACCCAAGGACUUGUACCUUGGAUUUUUCAGUUUCUUUUGAAUUCCGCUCACUUCUACAUUCUCAGCUUGCCACAUUGUUUUUCGAUGAAGUCGUAAAGCAGAUGGUAGCGGCCUUCGAAAGAAGAGCGUGUAAGCUGUAUGGUCCAGAAACAAAUAUACCUCGGGAGCUAAUGUUUCACGAAGUUCAUCACACGUAA
This is a messenger RNA of Pipistrellus nathusii (Nathusius's pipistrelle), 792 nucleotides long. Lineage: Eukaryota; Metazoa; Chordata; Mammalia; Chiroptera; Vespertilionidae. The record is from the annotation of a GenBank genome assembly.